Messenger RNA from Pleurotus ostreatus (oyster mushroom), 1308 nucleotides. RefSeq lists its product as uncharacterized. NCBI's taxonomy places the organism in Eukaryota, Fungi, Basidiomycota, Agaricomycetes, Agaricales, Pleurotaceae. The transcript is spliced from 3 exons. The record is from RefSeq and is a predicted model, not a curated record. Bases 1 to 1308 code for a protein of 435 amino acids.
AUGUCCACCUCAUCCUCGCCAAAUUCGAACUCACCCUCAACGACUCUAGUGUCGCCAAUGGAACUCAGACACAUGACUUCGAAUCCCAAUGUUCACGGUCAAAGCAGCCAUAAAGCUUCGAACCGCCAUUCUCAGCUUCUCCAAGCGUCUACAGGAAGAUUGGGCUCGAAGUCGCCCGUCUCGAUACCGUCGUCGCCAACCUCAGUACAUUCGUCCUCAUCGGCAAUAUUCGAGCGUGAUAUUGAACCCAUUCCUUGUCCUUCACCGCCUCAUGCCCACCAUCCCCCAAACCCUCAUCGGAUCCCGCGUUCAAAAACUACGGAGACAAUAGAACAGUCCGUGCCUUCCGUGCUCGAUGCUGCGGCCUCGAUCCUAGCAUCGUCAUCACCUGACGAUGAAGACCAGAUAUCGGUCGUGGCGCCAGCAACGAACAGAGAUACCAUGCGAAGCAGCGGGUUUGCCAGCCCAAUUGGAAGCUUCAGAUCAAGAAGUCCGAGCCCGAUAGGCAGUCCCGGGAAUCGCGCGAGUCUCCUCCUCAGUCUUCCUCAAGUCAACCCGCAUUCCCCGUCCGUUGUUGUACCGUUGUCAGCGGCCGCGCAGACCGCCAGCCCGGCCUUAUCGACUGCCACAUCUCCACAACAAAGCAGCCCAAUCGCUGUGCCAAGGCCACUCAUUCAAACUCAAUUACCAUCCAACCAAAGCACCACCCCUGCAAUUGUCACACCGACGUCAGCGUACUUUUCAACAUCAUCAUCAGUGGACACUACCGAGUCUUCUCCGACAACUACCACCCGUGAGCACCCAGGCCAAGCGUUGCCGACGCAAUCGCCAUCCGGAUCUCCCCCUACUCACCCCAUCACGCACUCGCCACAGCGACGUUCGCCGUCGACCAGUUCUAUCCUGCAAUCGAAUGGGGCUGCUAACUCUCCCACCUCAUUCGCAUCUUCUCACCCUCCGUCGCCGACGCACAAGGCAAACAAGCGCUUGUCCUUUAUGUCAUACUCGGACCUACUCUCGUCCACUCCAGCACUUGCCUUCCCUCUUUCAGCCUUGACCACUUCCGCUUCGUCGGUGGAGCCUCCCCCUCAUAUCCCCUCUGUGUCUGGAUUCACUCAGACAGCGAGCGCAGCAGCAAGCUUGAGGGACUUUGCUCUCGGCCCGGGCGGCGGUAACGUUAGAGACAGAGAUAGCAUCGCGCUGCUGGAUGAUGUUGGUGGGGAGUGGGAACGCGAAGGCAUGGGUCAAGGGUUGGAGGAACGGCUGGAGGCACUUAUGUCUCUCCAGCAAAGCCCGAUCGGUGCAACGUAA